CCAUGGGUCCGGAAUCCCCUCUUCCUUUUCCAGCUGAAUUCGGUAGCGUUGAUGAAUAUGUGAACUCACUUCUAGAAUUCACGACAUCGUCAUGGCUCUUACAGACUCUUUGUGGAGGGGUUCACAUCCUGGAUUUCUACACGAGAACGCCGGAUCUCUAUGCCGCCAUACUCCCUAAGUCAUGGAGAACAUGGUUCAAAGCACGGGAUAUAAUGGAUAUCCUGGACCUAUUAAUGAGAGAGGAUCUAAGCCAGUUUGACGCUGGUAAGGAGCAAAGCUACCAUUCAACAUGGCGCGGAGGCGUGACUCCUCCAGACGAUCUACUGCAAUAUCUGAAGGACGUGCGCAAGCACCUCUUGGGAAGGUCCUUUCUUCCCUCGUCCAGCCAGAGCAAAAUAGCUCGUCACAUUGCCGUUGGUAUGAAGGUCAAGAAAGUCCACGAAGUCGACAACUUUGCUCGCUAUGUUGACCAACUGACUUCAGAAGUAGCAGCAGCUAGGAACAAAGAGAUCACACAUCUGAUUGAUUUCGGCUCUGGGCAAAAUUAUCUGGGGCGAGCUCUUGCAGCGCCGCCUUACUCGAAACAUGUUAUUGCCGUGGAAAGCAAAUCACACAACAUUGAAGGCGCAAAGAAUAUGGACGUUCUCGCAAAGCUGGUUCCAAAACCAUUGGUGAUGAGGAAUAAGAAAGAGUACCGCGCAAGACUGAAGAAGCAGAAGAAAGCUGCAAAAUCGGAGCCGAACGAAUCUGGGCCAUCCCCAAUACCUGAUCAUCAGAGACUCGAAUCAGGGGGCAAUUUAUGCAACUUAGAUGGCCGCAAACAGACGUCAGCAGGGGAGGCUGUUCACCUGGAUGACCAAACUCUGGAAAAUUCCGAAGCCAGCCAAAUCAGGACAGCCACAACUACGCUCCAAGUCUACACCGACGGCCAUGGAAGUGUCCAGUACGUCGAACACCGUAUCAGAGAUGGUGAUCUCGGAGCCGUUAUUUCACAGAUUCUCGAUAGCUCCCAGAUUGAGGACAACAGCGUAAAAGCAAUAUCUAACGACGUUGAAGAGGCUUCUAAUCUCAACACCAUGCUAAAACUUGCUGAACCAAACCUUAUGGUGAUUUCUCUCCAUUCCUGCGGCAAUCUUGUUCAUCACGGUUUGCGGUCGCUUCUUCUAAACCCUUCCAUAUCUGCCGUGGCGAUGGUGGGGUGCUGUUAUAAUCUUGUGACUGAGCGACUUGGUCCUCCAACGUACAAGCUUCCGACCUUAAGACCAAACCAUCCUCGUCUUUUUUCUACAGCCAAUGCUUUUGAUCCCCACGGGUUUCCAAUGUCAGAGCGAUUAGCAACCUACCCGUUACCGCGCACUCCAAUGUUCUACGCGGACGGUGUCGACACCUCACCUGAGAGCUCCAAAGGAAUCCGUCUUAACAUCACAGCACGGAUGAUGGCUGUGCAAGCACCACAAAAUUGGGGCCCUACCGAUAGCGAACUCUUCUUCACUCGGCACUUCUAUCGUGCGCUCCUUCAACGUAUUUUCCUCGACCGAGGUGUCGUUUCCGCACCCGUGGAUCCGGAAGACAUUGUUGGCGGCACCGUCUCCGCCUCUGGACACACCAGCAAGGUAACCUGGACACCUCCCAAUGGCCGAGGACCAGGCCUUAGCUCUAACGGGUCUACUACACCCCUCACUAUCGGCACACUGCGCAAAUUUGCUUACAGUGAUUUCGUCUCUUAUGUGCGGGCCGCCAUUGAAAAACUUACGACUCCUAAUUCAUUCUGUGAGAUUGAUCCAGAGUUUAUUGCGGAAAAGAUGGAGGGCUUGACGGACGACGAUAUUAAAGGGUACGAACAGAAGUACAAGGAAAAGAGAAAGGAGUUGAGUGUGAUGUGGAGUUUGAUGGCUUUUAGUGCUGGGGUGGUUGAAGCGGUGAUUAUUACAGAUCGAUUGCUAUGGCUUAAAGAGCAAAAGGAAGUGGAAGAAGCGUGGGUCGAACCGGUUUUUGAGUAUAGCCAGAGCCCAAGGAAUCUUGUUGUCGUGGGGAUUAAGAAGUAA
Molecule: messenger RNA, 2045 nt
Organism: Lindgomyces ingoldianus
Lineage: Eukaryota; Fungi; Ascomycota; Dothideomycetes; Pleosporales; Lindgomycetaceae
Exons: 2
Source: RefSeq, a predicted model, not a curated record